UACCACGCUUUUUAUGUCCUUAAAUGAUUUUUUACACAAUAUGAUCGUACAUAUUUCCGGGUGUUUUGUUUACUAAGUAUUUUGAUAUUAAAAGAAAAAAAUCUUUAUUCUUACGGAGAAAUCAUUUGGUUAUAAAUAUUGCAUAUCGAUGCAGCAUAUAAAAUGUGUCGUCGUAGGAGACGGAUACGUAGGAAAGACGUGUAUUUUAAUGUCAUAUGCUAACAACAAAUUUCAACACGAACACGUUCCUUCAAUAUUUGACAAUUAUAAUGCAAAUGUAAUGGUUGAUGGUAACUGCAUAGAGCUAGGAUUGUGGGAUACAGCUGGACAAGAGGACUACGACAGACUAAGACCAUUGUCGUAUCCACUCACAGACAUAUUCCUUUUGUGUUUCACAGUUGAAGGCGCAACUAGUUACCAAAAUAUUGAACUCAAAUGGUUUCCCGAAAUCCGACAUCAUUGUCAUGACGCACCACUGUUACUUGUUGGAACAAAGAUUGACUUAAGGAAUACAUAUGAAAGAAUGAAACACAAAUCACAGAAACAUGAACACACGUUUAUAACAUACGAACAAGGACAAGCAUUGGCCGAGAAAAUAAGAGCCGAGAAAUACGUAGAAUGCUCUGCAAUGACACAAGAGGGUCUAAAAGAAGUAUUUGAAGAUGCUAUUAGAAUAGUUUUACAUCACAAGAAAAUAAGACAAGAAGGUCACGGGAAGUGUGGUUUACUUUAAUUAUUAUUCACUUUUGUAGUACACGUGUUAUAAAAAUAAAUACUCGUUUUCACUGACAA
This is a messenger RNA of Mytilus trossulus (common blue mussel), 792 nucleotides long. Its product is annotated as ras-related C3 botulinum toxin substrate 2-like. NCBI's taxonomy places the organism in Eukaryota, Metazoa, Mollusca, Bivalvia, Mytilida, Mytilidae. The record is from RefSeq and is a predicted model, not a curated record. Gene Ontology annotation, molecular function: GTP binding; GTPase activity. The coding region runs from base 149 to 733 and encodes 194 amino acids. Gene Ontology annotation, biological process: small GTPase-mediated signal transduction. The transcript has 5 exons.